GGUUUGCUUCUUUUCUGCGUGCUUCUCCUCGCACCACGGCGCUGUAUAUAAUCCGCGCGGCCUCUCUCUUCGCCCGCCAGCUCGCACGCCGCAACGCUGUGCAAACACCCCUCGACCGGCCCCACGUCGCCGCUCGCUGCAAAGCUCUGAAUCGCUUCCUUCGCUCUCCCGCACUCCAGACUCCUUCCCCGACCACACUUCGUCAACAUGGCGAACGCGCUCGACCACCUGAACGCCGGCAGGACGCGCAUUGAGUGGCUGUCGCAGCUCAACACCGAAUACCACCCCGCCAAGGAGUACCGCCGCACUUCCAUCAUUGGCACAAUUGGCCCCAAGACCAACUCCGCUGAGAAGAUCAAUGCCCUCCGCAAAGUUGGCCUCAAUGUUGUGCGCAUGAACUUCUCCCACGGCACAUAUGACUACCACCAAUCUGUCAUCGACAAUGCGCGGGAGGCCGAGAAGUCCAUGCCCGGCAGGCCGCUUGCCAUUGCCCUCGAUACCAAAGGACCGGAAAUUAGGACGGGUAACACCGUUGGUGACGCGGAUCUACCAAUCAGCGCGGGCGAUAUCUUGAACAUCACCACCGAUGAGGCAUAUGCCACCAAGAGCGACAACAAGAACAUGUACGUCGACUACAAGAACAUCACCAAAGUCAUCGAGGCUGGCCGAACCAUCUACGUCGACGACGGUGUCCUUUCCUUCGAAGUCAUCGAGGUGACCGACGAGAAGACUCUGAAGUGCAGGUGCGUGAACAACGGCAAGAUCUCGUCCAAGAAGGGAGUCAACCUGCCCAAGACGGAUGUGGAUCUACCGCCUCUGUCCGAGAAGGACAAGGCCGAUCUGCGGUUCGGUGUCAAGAACAAGGUCGACAUGGUCUUCGCUUCCUUCAUCCGCAAGGGCUCCGACAUCACUGCUAUUCGCGAGGUGCUGGGCGAAGAGGGCAAGGAUAUCCAGAUCAUCGCCAAGAUCGAGAACCAGCAGGGUGUGAACAACUUCGACGAGAUCCUCAAGGAGACAGACGGCGUCAUGGUUGCCCGUGGCGAUCUCGGUAUCGAGAUCCCUCCCAGCCAGGUCUUCAUCGCGCAGAAGAUGAUGAUCACCAAGUGCAACAUCGCUGGCAAGCCCGCUAUUUGCGCCACACAGAUGCUGGAGAGCAUGACAUACAACCCCCGUCCCACUCGUGCCGAAGUCAGCGACGUAGGAAACGCCGUCUUGGACGGUGCAGACUGCGUCAUGUUGUCGGGCGAGACCGCCAAGGGCAACUACCCCGUCGAAGCUGUCACCAUGAUGCACGAGACCUGUCUGCUUGCCGAAGUGGCUAUUCCAUACGUCAACGCCUUCGAUGAGUUGAGGAAGUUGGCCCCUGUGCCUGUUCCUACCACAGAGACCUGUGCUAUGGCGGCUGUCAGUGCCAGUCUGGAACAGAACGCCGGUGCCAUCUUGGUCUUGACAACUAGCGGCAACACCGCCCGUCUGGUCUCCAAGUAUCGUCCCGUGUGCCCCAUCAUCAUGGUAACCCGUAACGCCGCUGCUUCUAGGUACUCCCAUCUCUACCGUGGCGUCUACCCCUUCUACUUCCCUGAAGAAAAGCCCGACUUCAAGACCGUGCCGUGGCAAGAGGACGUCGACCGCCGCCUCAAGUACGGCAUCAUGAACGCCAUCAAACUCGGCGUGCUGAACAAGGGCGACCCCGUUAUCUGUGUGCAGGGCUGGCGAGGAGGCAUGGGCCACACCAACACCCUCCGCAUCGUCCCCGCCCAGGACGACCUCGGUUUGGACUUGGAAUCUUAGAUGGGCUUGCAUUCAGGCGUACAAUCUGCGGUAAGCGAAUGAGGGUAUGGCUUGGCGCGUAAUACUUCUUCGUUCAUAGGGUAGGUAGGAAGGGCAGGGUUCUAACACGGCCGUUAAGGGUUUGCGGAUACUUGAGCAAAUGGGAUGGUAUGCAAUAGAAUGCAAUGGAAGUCUCUAUACAUUCUGCCAGGGGUUUACAGUGCCUGGAUGGAGAAAGUGGAGGUCCCUUGGUAAUAAAAACCGGGGGCAGCAGAUACAUUUCCCAAUUCACAUACACCCUGUUGACAUUGUCUGGGGGUAGCCUCACAGGUCUACUAGCUGUCCAAAAUGCCGAACUUCUCUCCGGUUUGGAACGCUGAAAAACACUAUGAAGCUCCCUCACGCAGCGGCAAACGAGUGUAUGCACAUUCCCAA
Molecule: messenger RNA, 2205 nt
Organism: Mytilinidion resinicola
Lineage: Eukaryota; Fungi; Ascomycota; Dothideomycetes; Mytilinidiales; Mytilinidiaceae
Product: pyruvate kinase
Exons: 9
Coding region: 208-1791 (527 amino acids)
Biological process (GO): glycolytic process
Cellular component (GO): cytoplasm
Molecular function (GO): potassium ion binding; magnesium ion binding; pyruvate kinase activity
Source: RefSeq, a predicted model, not a curated record